Molecule: messenger RNA, 1122 nt
Organism: Quercus lobata
Lineage: Eukaryota; Viridiplantae; Streptophyta; Magnoliopsida; Fagales; Fagaceae
Product: F-box/kelch-repeat protein At3g06240-like
Exons: 1
Coding region: 1-1122 (373 amino acids)
Molecular function (GO): protein binding
Source: RefSeq, a predicted model, not a curated record
AUGUCAGACUAUUUGCCCCCAGAGGUGAUUGGAGAAAUUCUUCUAGGACUACCGGUAAAGUCAGUGCUGAGGUUUAGGUCAGUUUGCAAGACAUGGUACUCUCUCAUCUCUAACUCUCGCUUUGCCAACGUUUACCUCGCUCGCAGCAAUCAACGCCCAUCACCCUAUUUUCUGUUUGGACGUCGUGAACACGAAAAGGUAUGUUUCAGUUUGCAUAGCAAUCCAGCCAUAGACUCAUCAGAUUUCAUUGAGUUCCACCCUCCUUAUGAGACUUAUGGUGAUGAGCAUUCGUAUGACUGGAGUUGGAACAGCCCACUCUUCCAAAUAGUCGGUUCAGUCAAUGGACUAAUUUGUCUAGUUAAUAGUCAUGAUGAACUUCAUGAAAAAUAUUUUCUUUGGAACCCUUCUAUUAAUAGAACCGUGCGACUUACAUUUGUUAAAAAUCCCUUAUUUACAAAAUGUAAUUAUUGCCAUGGCUUUGGAUAUCACGCCCCAACUAAUGAGUACAAAGUGGCGAGAAUUAUGCAUUUUGAUGACUGUUCUAGGGAAUGGCGUUCUUUCAAAUUAAGUGCUGACUUUAAUCUUUAUCUUCAAGGAGAGACCUCGGUUUUUACGAAUGGGAGAUUGCACUGGCUUGCUCAGAACUACCAAAUGCGGGAGGAUGGUACCUGUCUCAAUUUUAUUCUUUCUUUUGAUUUGGGUUAUGAGAUUGGUGAUGAGAAUAUUGUUUAUCAUGAAGUGCCUGUUCCUAAGGUUUUAGAAAUAGAAGGGGAUCAAUAUUCAUUAGAAUGGGCACAUAUUGCAAUUGCAAUGCUUAAUGUAUUACUUGCUCUACACGGACGGUUAGAUGAAAAGUAUGAUGUGUGGGUGAUGAAUGAGUAUGGAGUCGUGGAAUCUUGGACUAAGUUAUACACUAUUGAUUUAGGUGAAAGAUUGGGAAGAGUGAUAGGUUUUAAGAAAAAUGGUGAAGUUUUAAUAAAUACGAAUGAUAGAGACUUGCUUUUGUAUGAACCAAAUAGCCAAAGAACCAUAUGGGAUCUUCAAAAAAAUUACGUAUCAAGCUGUUUUUAUUUAGAUAAUUAUGUGGAAAGUCUAGUUCUAUUUGAUACCGAUAGAGUUUAA